Cololabis saira (Pacific saury) is the source of this 2083-nucleotide messenger RNA. It is a transcript of the gene uqcc1, whose product is annotated as ubiquinol-cytochrome-c reductase complex assembly factor 1. The record is from RefSeq and is a predicted model, not a curated record. NCBI's taxonomy places the organism in Eukaryota, Metazoa, Chordata, Actinopteri, Beloniformes, Belonidae. The transcript is spliced from 9 exons. Gene Ontology annotation, biological process: mitochondrial respiratory chain complex III assembly. Gene Ontology annotation, cellular component: mitochondrion. Bases 146 to 988 code for a protein of 280 amino acids.
GGAUUCUCCGCACGGACAGAUCCGCUGACAUUGCUGAGGGACAGGUGUUACGGAACCGAGCCGUGAAGCGUGUGGAGCAGCGGUACCGGACCAGGACCAGGACCAGGACCAGGACCAGCAGAACCGGACCGGGACCGGGACCAGCAUGUACCGGCGGCCGCUGCGCGUGGCCGCGCGGAGCGUCCUGGCCGCGGCCGCGCGCACUCAGGUGUUUGAAACCGAAGCUUCCAGAGCGCUAGCCGCCGUGCAGCUAGCCGCCGCGGGCCCCGACCCCGCUACGACGCCGCGCCGGACGCUCCACGUCGCCACGCAGAUGCUGAACGUGAAGGAGACGGCCCAGCACUCGGAGGACGAGGUCGGAGCUUUUACCAGACUGAUCGAGGCCAUGGGCUUCACCGGCUCCCUCAAGUACAACAAGUGGAAGAUCAAGAUCGCCGCCCUGCGCAUGUACACCUGCUGCGUGGAGAGAGUCAACUACGACGACUUCUUCCACCGCUGCUCCCUCCCCGACACCCUGAACUCCUGGUUCCUGGUGGCCCAGCUGCACGUGUGGAUGUGUCUGGUGCGGAUGCGGCAGGAGGGCCGGGAGGGGAAGUACAUGUGUCGCUACAUCGUUCACUCCAUGUGGGAAGACGUGGAGCAGCGGAGCAAGAUCAUGGGGAUCGAUGCCAUGCACAGGAAGGAGGCCAUGAAGGCCAUGACUGAAACUUUCUACGCUGCAAUCUUCGGAUACGACGAGGGUAUCUUGUCUGACGACGGCGUGCUAGCAGCCGCUCUGUGGAGGAAUCUGUUCAACCGUCAGUGUGACGACCCCCGUCAGCUGGAGCUGAUGGUGGAGUACGUCCGUAAACAGAUGCAGUUCAUCGACGCGCUGGACGGCAGCGACCUGCUGCUCACCGGGGAGGUGAAGUGGCGCCCCCUGCUGGAGGACAACGCCCAGAGCAUCCUGAAGGUGGCCACGCCCACCUACAACGACGCGGGGCUGUAGCCCCGCCCCCUGGUCUUUAGCCCCGCCCCUCUACCUGACCACGCCCCCUCAGCCCCGAGACCACGCCCCCUGCUGGAGGACAACGCCCAGAGCAUCCUGAAGGUGGCCACGCCCACCUACAACGACGCGGGGCUGUAGCCCCGCCCCUGGUAUUUAGCCCCGCCCCCUCUACCUGACCACGCCCCCUCAGCCCCGAGACCACGCCCCCUGCUGGAGGACAACGGCCAGAGCAUCCUGAAGGUGGCCACGCCCACCUACAACGACGUGGGGCCGUAGCCCCGCCCCCUGGUAUUUAGCUCCGCCCCCUCUACCUGACCACGCCCCCUGCUGGAGGACAACGCCCAGAGCAUCCUGAAGGUGGCCACGCCCACCUACAACGACGCGGGGCUGUAGCCCCGCCCCCUGCCAUAGACCACGCCCCAUAUACAGACCACGCUCCCACCGGCCCAUAUGCCACGCCCCCUGAGUCCCGAGGCCACGCCCCCUCCGCCGCUGCCAUCUUAGCUUCCUCUGCUCCUCUAGAAGCACUUUCUUCUUCUCCUGGACCUGGUUCUGGUUCUGUUCCAGAUCCAGAACCAGAUCCGGUCCAGAACCAGGUCCGGAACCAGAACCAGGACCAGAACCAGGACCGGGCCGAUCCGGGUCGUCCCCGUCUCCCGAUCACUCCGUAUUUAUACCACGCUCUUCUUCUUCUGCUUCACGUGUCAUGAAGGUUCUGCCGGCGACCUGGUUCCUGGCCCGGUUCUGACCCGGUUCCUGGCCCGGUUCUGACCCGGUGCUGGCCCGGUUCCAGUCCGGUUCUGGCCCGGUUCUGGCCCGGUUCUGGCCCGGUUCCUGACCCGGUUCUGGCCCGGUUCUGGCCCGGGUUCUGACCCGGUCCUGACCCGGUUCUGGCCCGGGUUCUGACCCGGUUCCUGGCCCGGUUCUGACCCGGUUCCUGACCCGGUUCCUGACCCGGUUCUGACCCGGUUCCUGGCCCGGUUCUGACCCGGUUCCUGACCCGGUUCUGGCCCGGUUCUGACCCGGUUCCUGACCCGGUUCCAGUCCGGUUCUGAUGUCAUGUUUUUAAAAGUCCAAUAAAUGUUUGAUAAAGUC